Messenger RNA from Carassius auratus (goldfish), 4307 nucleotides. RefSeq names its product electrogenic sodium bicarbonate cotransporter 1. The record is from RefSeq and is a predicted model, not a curated record. The transcript is spliced from 28 exons. The coding region runs from base 537 to 3851 and encodes 1104 amino acids. Gene Ontology annotation, biological process: monoatomic anion transport; bicarbonate transport; transmembrane transport. Gene Ontology annotation, molecular function: sodium:bicarbonate symporter activity; solute:inorganic anion antiporter activity; monoatomic anion transmembrane transporter activity. NCBI's taxonomy places the organism in Eukaryota, Metazoa, Chordata, Actinopteri, Cypriniformes, Cyprinidae. Gene Ontology annotation, cellular component: plasma membrane; basolateral plasma membrane.
AGCAAUCAUUUAUGCUUCACUUGCGCGUGUUUGAUUAAAUGCAUGUGCUGUACAUAUUUCAGAAAGGUUGCCUGACUGUGAACUUGAGUAUUUUUCAGAUGUGUUCAUGCAGGUAUUCACUGUUGCAUCUCACAUGCUGACCUCUCGUGUCUCUUCCUCCCCCUGCUGCGUCACGCUGGAGGAGGGCGAGAUCUUUAAAUAUGGAACACGGCUCGAGACGAGCGCGACGCGAGCAGCUUUACGCGCAACGUGGAGCGUGUUCCGACGCCACGGGGAGAGUUCGUGAGCCUGUUGCGUUAUGACUGCUGGAGUGACCGAAUGCACUGUAGAUAGUAGAAGCAACAGCGAAUUAUCUCCGGCUCCAGACAAACAGAAGUGAGUCUCUGUAUGUGCUCCUGCAUUUACGCAUCCAGACACGCUGAACUUGGAGCGAAUUCGCACUUGCGCGUCUUUCUGAAGCCUGGACGCACUUUAAUUCAGCGUAAGGAGAAGUUCCAGCUACUUUGAUAGAAGAGGACGCGUGCGGCACGGUCAACAUGAGCGACAAAAACAAAAUGGAGGAUGAAGCCAUAGUGGACAGAGGAGCGUCCUACAUCAAAAAUGUGUGUGAUGAAGAGGUCGAGGGUCAUCACACUGUCUACAUUGGAGUUCAUGUGCCUAAGAGUUACCGUCGCCGUCGACGACACAGACGACGAUCCAAUCACAAAGAGAGGAGAGAGCGACUGAUGGAAAACGCCAGCGACAGAUCAGACACCGAGACUGCAGACGAUCCGUCCUCCAGCAUCCUCAAACCUCUCAUUUCUCCGGCUGCAGAGAGGAUCCGCUUUAUUUUGGGGGAAGAAGACAGCGGUCCUCCUCCGCCGCAGCUCUUCACCGAACUCGACGAGCUUCUGGCCGUCGACGGUCAAGAGAUGGAGUGGAAGGAAACAGCCAGAUGGAUAAAGUUUGAGGAGAAGGUGGAGAAGGGUGGAGAACGGUGGAGUAAACCUCAUGUAGCCACUCUGUCUCUUCACUCACUCUUCCAGCUGAAAAACUGCAUCGAGAAAGGAACAAUCAAGCUGGACAUGGAGGCCAACUCACUUCAGCAGAUCGUCGAAAUGAUCACAGACAGUCAGAUUGAGAGCGGGCAGCUGAAGGCCGAUCUGAAGGAGAUGGUCAUGUACACUCUGCUGCGGAAACAUCGGCACCAGACGAAGAAGUCCAACCUGCGUUCGCUGGCAGACAUCGGCAAAAGCGUGUCGAGCGCGAGUCGUCUGUUCAGCAACCAGGAGAACGCGCGCAGUUCUAUCGAUCACUCUGUGCCUUGCUUUGCCACCCUUGACCCUGACGAGCAAAUUCAGAUGCAGAGAAGCAACAGCAUGGGACUUCUCUGUAGUCCGACCACGGCUCAUCGUAACCUGACCUCCAACAGCCUGAACGAUCUCUCAGACAAACCUGAGAAAGACCAGUUGAAUAAUAAAUUCAUGAAGAAAAUUCCCCGUGAUGCAGAGGCAUCAAAUGUGCUGGUCGGUGAGGUGGACUUUCUGGACGCUCCCUUCGUGGCGUUUGUGCGUCUCCAGCAGGCCGUCAUGUUAGGAGGUCUCACUGAGGUCCCUGUGCCCACACGGUUCCUUUUUAUUCUGCUGGGGCCCAAAGGAAAGGCCAAGUCAUACCGUGAGAUCGGACGUGCCAUCGCCACGCUCAUGUCUGAUGAGGUGUUUCAUGACAUAGCUUAUAAAGCGAAAGACCGCGGAGACCUGCUGGCAGGCAUUGAUGAGUUCCUGGAUGAAGUCAUCGUGCUUCCUCCAGGGGAAUGGGACCCUGACAUCAGGAUCGAACCUCCUAAAUCCAUCCCGUCUGCAGAUAAACGUAAAAACAAUAUUGCCGGAGGGGAAGGUGUUCAGAUGAACGGCGGUGCUCCUCAUGACGGGAGUCCAGCAGGCGGCGGUGGCCACGCGGUCGGUGAUGAACUCAAAUUUACCGGCAAGUUUUGCGGCGGUCUCAUUCUGGACGUCAAGAGGAAGCUCCCGUUUUAUGCGAGUGACUUUUACGACGCUAUCAACAUACAGUCUCUGUCUGCCAUCUUGUUCAUUUACCUGGGAACCGUCACAAACGCCAUCACCUUCGGAGGACUGCUGGGAGACGCCACCGAAAACAUGCAGGGUGUGUUGGAGAGUUUUGUGGGGACGGCGUUGACAGGUGCUGUGUUCUGUCUGUUUGCGGGACAGCCUCUCACUAUCCUGAGCAGCACCGGACCCGUGCUCGUCUUUGAGAGACUGCUCUUCAACUUCAGCAAGGAUAAUGAUUUCGACUAUCUGGAGUUCCGGCUGUGGAUCGGUCUGUGGUCUGCUUUCUUGUGUCUGGUGCUGGUGGCCACAGACGCCAGUUUCCUGGUGCAGUACUUCACCCGCUUCACAGAGGAAGGGUUUUCUGCUCUCAUCAGCUUCAUCUUCAUCUACGACGCCUUUAAGAAGAUGCUCAAACUGGCUCACCAUCAUCCAAUCAACUCAGACUUCAGCAUGGACCUGGUCACACAGUACGGAUGCCACUGCACUCCUCCGGACGGCAACAUUUCAGCUGAGUAUAUGGAGAAAAUGGAGGCUCUGAUGAACAGCACUGGACAGCACCAUCUGAACGCGACCUGGGCCUCUCUGACUCGCUCUGAGUGUUUGGAGUGGGGCGGUCAGCUGCUGGGACCGGCGUGUCAAUUCGUCCCUGAUAUCACACUGAUGUCCUUCAUCCUGUUCUUCGGCACAUACACCUGCUCCAUGGGUCUGAAGAAGUUCAAAACCAGCCAGUUUUUCCCAACUACGGUCCGCAAAAUGAUCAGUGACUUCGCCAUUAUUCUGGCCAUUUUGAUCUUCUGUGUUGUGGAUGCGCUGGUCGGUGUGGAUACACCCAAACUAAUAGUGCCAAGUGAAUUCAAGCCGACGAGUCCAAAUCGUGGUUGGUUUGUUCCUCCGUUUGGAGGAAACCCGUGGUGGGUUUACCUGGCCUCGUUCUUACCUGCUCUUCUGGUCACCAUCCUCGUCUUCAUGGACCAGCAGAUCACGGCGGUCAUCGUCAACCGCAAGGAGCACAAGCUGAAGAAGGGAGCCGGGUAUCACCUGGACCUGUUCUGGGUCGCCAUUCUCUUGAUCGUGUGUUCGUUCAUGGGUCUGCCGUGGUACGUGGCAGCAACCGUCAUCUCCAUCGCACACAUAGACUCCAUCAAGAUGGAAACUGAGACCUCCGCACCCGGGGAACAGCCCAAAUUCCUUGGAGUCAGGGAGCAGAGAGUCACAGGAACAAUGGUGUUUAUUUUGACGGGUCUGUCCGUCCUCAUGGCCCCCAUUCUGAAGUUCAUCCCUAUGCCCGUCCUGUACGGCGUGUUCCUCUACAUGGGUGUUGCUUCUCUCAAUGGUGUCCAGUUUAUGGAUCGUCUCCAGCUCUUGUUGAUGCCUGCAAAACACCAACCAGAUCUGAUCUACCUGAGACACGUACCACUCAGACGGGUUCACUUGUUCACCUUCAUACAGGUGCUGUGUUUGGCUCUGCUGUGGGUGCUGAAGUCAACAGUAGCAGCCAUCAUAUUUCCUGUGAUGAUUCUAGCGUUGGUCGCGGUGAGAAAGGCCAUGGAUUAUGUGUUCUCGCAGCACGAUCUCGGUUACCUGGAUGACGUCAUGCCCGAGAAAGACAAAAAGAAGAAAGAGGAUGAUAAAAAGAAGAAGAAAAAGAAAGGCAGCAUCGACAGCGACAUGAACGACUCGGAUUUUCCAGCCAAUGAGAACAUUCCCAGCAUAAAGAUCUCCAUGGAGGCCAUGGAACAGGAGCCAGUGCUGGGGGAGAAACCCUCAGACCGAAAGCCCAUGUCCCUCCUCACUCCCUACUGAUGGAAAGCACUUUUUCCUUUCCAAGACUGUGUCAAGUCAGGAUUUAAACCCCUUUAAGAAUAUGGUGCCUCAGAUAAGAGUCGAUUUGGACCCCGAGAACAACAAAUUCUUCUGGAAAACUCCAGCCUCCGAAACGUCUCUUUAAACACUCCUGAAACACUUUCACAAAUACACUUUUAGGUCCAGAGGAUUUUUGGUCAGUCAGCAAAAGAAAAAACUUUGCUAGAAUGUUUCUUUUUAAAGUCCAACAAAAAAAAAAAGACGAAUGUUAUUUCUACACUACAACCAAUAGCUCCACAAACAAACUCUUUACCAAAGAAUUUUUUAAAACUUGCUUUAAUAUUUUCGCUCCUUUUGUAUGUCCUUCUGACGUUUUGGUAGCAUUACUGUUGGAAAGUUGAAAAAAAGUAUUUUUAGGUUCUGGGUCCAGACUGAUUUUCUUCUUUUUUUUUUCAA